AUGGGUUGUGCCAUGUCGGCCGAGGAGAGGGCCGCUCUGGCGAGGAGCAAGCAGAUCGAGAAGAACCUGAAGGAGGACGGGAUACAGGCUGCCAAGGACAUCAAGCUCCUUCUUCUUGGUGAGUACCCCUUUCAUCCCUUAGAUUAUGCCGGCUAUCACCCCCUUCGGUACCGAUACUGUAUCACUGGUUUCCUUGUCCAAUUAAAAUCCACGAGUUGCGAAGACACGUCUCUUAUCGCUUGCAAUGUUCAUAAAUUGCCAUAA
Molecule: messenger RNA, 264 nt
Organism: Nezara viridula (southern green stink bug)
Lineage: Eukaryota; Metazoa; Arthropoda; Insecta; Hemiptera; Pentatomidae
Source: the annotation of a GenBank genome assembly